CCGUCGCCGCCUCGUUGCAAGGGUCCUUCCUUCCCUGCCCUAACCGGACCCCACCCACCGACCGCUCCUCCCUGCUGGAUUCCCGUUCCGGCCAGUUCGGCACCGACCCCUCGCUGGAUACGCGGCCCCGGCCAUGGCCGGAGGCGCCGGUCGGAGGGACGCGGAGGCCGCCGUGAGGAUCGGCAGCGGCAACGUGUUCGCCGCGCUCGAGGCGCUCAAGAAGAAGAAGAAGAAGAAGCCGUCCGCAUCGGCGUCCACUCCGGGGCGGAAGGUGAAUGGGACCAAGAAUGCCGCCGCGGCAGGGAAGGGGGAGGAGAACGCGCCGCGGCCGCCGCCGGAGGUUUUCUGGGCGCCCGCGCCGCUCAAGUCGAAGUCGUGGGCCGACGUAGAGGACGAGGACGACGAAGACUACUUCGCCACCACCGCCCCUCCGCGUCCCGUCUGGGAAACCGCCUCCGCCGCCGCGGACGGCAAGGCCGGCGCCGAGGAGGAAACUGAGAGUGAAGAUGAUGGUCUUGAUGUUGACGUGGGUGAUGAUGAGCUAGAGGAACCUGAGCAUGGACAUGAAGUUGAUGUACCAUCUGAACCUGAGGUUAAAGAAUCUGCUCCAGUGCCUGUACAUUCUAAAGACACAGAAAAACAACUUUCAAAGAAGGAAUUGAAGAAGAAAGAGCUUGCAGAACUAGAUGCUGUUCUGGCCGAGUUGGGGAUUUCUGAAAAUGCUACACUGGCUGACGUCACGAGUAAAUCUGAAAGAAAGCCUGAUGGACAGAAAGGAGAUGGGGAUAAGAAGGGUCUUCCUGUACCAUCAGAAAGCAAGACUUCGAAAAAGAAGAAACUAAGGAAGGAGAAACCAUCUAAGGAUUCCAAAGACCAGCCCAAUGAAGUGGAUUCCAGCAAGGACCAUGGAGAGGCGGCCGAUGAUACAAAGUCUGGAGAGGAAGCUACCGCUGUAGACUUGAAGGAGAAGAUGAAGAAGAUAGCUGCAUCGAAAAAGAAAAAAUCAAGCAAGGAGGUGGAUGCUGCCGCCAAGCACGCUGCGAUGGAGGCCGCCGCUAGGAGUGCGAAGCUCGCUGCUGCAAAGAAGAAAGAGAAGAGCCACUACAACCAACAGCCCGUGCGAUAGACCGCCUUCAUCUCGAGCUUCAGUAUAAG
Triticum aestivum (bread wheat) is the source of this 1155-nucleotide messenger RNA. Its product is annotated as serrate RNA effector molecule homolog. The transcript has 3 exons. Lineage: Eukaryota; Viridiplantae; Streptophyta; Magnoliopsida; Poales; Poaceae. Bases 134 to 1126 code for a protein of 330 amino acids. The record is from RefSeq and is a predicted model, not a curated record.